GCAAAAGACUUGGCUGCCAGCAUCAAGGACCAGAAAGAAGGUAUCAUCCUUCAACACCGCAUUGAGGACUGUGAGCAGGCCGCAGCUUUGUGCAGUCCCGGCAUUUUACGCUUGCCCAAGAGGGACCUCCAGCUCAAUCUCAAGCGGAUGCAGCGUGGCAAGCAUGACCUUCCCGUGCCGUUGCAGCUCCAGGCAGCCCUGCGUUCCAUCUCGGACAAGACCCAGGAGCUGGUAGAGGCGCCCAGUCUGUCAGCCAAGACAACGAUUGCAGACGUGGUCGACAAGCUGUGCUUUUGGCGAGCCUUCCUCCAAAUUGAUGAUCAGGAGUCCAUGUCAUUUGAUGUCUUGGAGCCUUCCUUUGUGGCGCUGGCUGCAGCCUUGUCUGACACCUUCACGGGCAUGGCUCUUGAGGACUCAGAGCCCAACGUCGGGGAGUCCAAGGAGAAAGGGUGGGAG
Messenger RNA from Effrenium voratum, 456 nucleotides. The record is from the annotation of a GenBank genome assembly. NCBI's taxonomy places the organism in Eukaryota, Dinophyceae, Suessiales, Symbiodiniaceae.